AUGUUCGAUAAAGAUCAGCAGGCUGAGCUUGGAACUACUAUUUUUACAAUGCUGUUGACGAAACAUCGGAAUGAAGUGAUCCCAAUAAAUGACCCUAUGUAUUUGAGACUUAGUAGGAUAUUAAGGAAAUUGGUGAAGUCUAACAAAGAAGUCUUUGAAAAUACAGAAUGGACUGUCAGCAUAGUGAAUGAACCAUCACCCAAUGCUAUGGCUUUGCCAGGUGGAAAUGUUAUUGUAUUUUCUGGUCUUUUCGAUAUAAUUCAAAAUGAUGAUCAGUUGACAUUUAUUUUAGCUCAUGAAAUGUCUCAUGUUAUGCUUUCACACGUAGUAAGUUAUACAUAG
Molecule: messenger RNA, 342 nt
Organism: Dufourea novaeangliae
Lineage: Eukaryota; Metazoa; Arthropoda; Insecta; Hymenoptera; Halictidae
Product: metalloendopeptidase OMA1, mitochondrial-like
Exons: 3
Coding region: 1-342 (113 amino acids)
Biological process (GO): mitochondrial protein processing; protein quality control for misfolded or incompletely synthesized proteins
Cellular component (GO): mitochondrial inner membrane
Molecular function (GO): metalloendopeptidase activity
Source: RefSeq, a predicted model, not a curated record